Molecule: messenger RNA, 2828 nt
Organism: Quercus lobata
Lineage: Eukaryota; Viridiplantae; Streptophyta; Magnoliopsida; Fagales; Fagaceae
Product: pollen-specific leucine-rich repeat extensin-like protein 4
Exons: 1
Coding region: 177-2531 (784 amino acids)
Molecular function (GO): protein binding
Source: RefSeq, a predicted model, not a curated record
UUUCUUGGCCAAAACGGCACAGAAAAUUCUUGCACACCCUCUCAUAUAUCUUCCAUACAAUCUGGUUAUUUCCCUCAAUAUAACACCCUAUUUUCAUUCACCGUCUCCACCCAAACGAUUCUAUUAGCAGCCUUGGGUCUCUCCAAGGUGGCGACGCUCUUCAAAACCUCUAUACAAUGCAGGCCUUAGGCUGCUGCUGCUGCUGCUUAGUGCUCUCCUUCCUUCUAUUCUCAUCAUUCUCUUCAGCGCUAUCCAAUAAAGAAGUCAAUAUCAUUGCUCGUCGCCAACUCUUAAGUUUGCAUCCUCACGGUGGUGAUUUACCUGAUGACUAUGAGUUUCAUGUUGAUUUGAAUUGUACAUUUCCUAAUUCUAGGCUUAGACGUGCCUACAUUGCACUCCAUGCAUGGAAAAAUGCAAUCUACUCAGACCCUUUGAACACCACAGGGAAUUGGGUUGGUCCCAAUGUUUGUGAUUACAAUGGUGUAUUUUGUGCUACGUCUCUUGAUGAACCAAAAGAAACUGUUGUGGCUGGCAUCGAUAUGAACCAAGCUGAUAUUGCUGGGUACCUUCCGGCGGAGUUGGGUUUAUUGACAGAAAUUGCUUUGUUCCACAUCAAUUCCAACAGGUUUUGUGGGAUUGUUCCUGAGAGUUUCAAUAGACUUACGCUUCUCCACGAGCUUGAUAUCAGCAACAACCGGUUUGUAGGUCCAUUCCCUAAGGUUGUUCUUUCAAUUCCAAAUUUAAAGUACCUUGAUGUUAGGUACAAUGACUUUGAGGGAGAGUUGCCUCAUGGGCUCUUCGACAAGGAAUUUGAUGCUCUAUUCUUGAACAAUAAUCGGUUCACAUCCACAAUUCCUGAUAAUUUCGGAAACUCUCCUGCCUCAGUUAUUGUAGUCGCCAAUAAUCAUUUCAAGGGCUGCAUUCCAAGUAGUAUUGGAAAAAUGGCUAGCACAUUGAACGAGAUUAUAUUCUUGAACAAUGAUUUUUCAGGAUGUUUGCCUGCUGAUAUUGGAUUGCUUGGAAAUGUGUCGGUGUUGGACAUUGGUUCCAACAAAUUCAGUGGAAUCCUACCAAAGACAUUCGAAGAGCUUUCCGAGGUUGAAGAGUUGGACAUUUCGGGCAACAUGUUGACAGGGUUUGUGUCCGAGAGCAUUUGCCGAUUGCCUAAAUUGGUGAACUUCACAUUCUCCUACAAUUACUUCAAUGGUGAGGCCCCAGAAUGUGAGCCUCAAUCCAGUAAGGACAUUGCUUAUGAUGAUACAAGCAAUUGCUUACCAGAUAGGCCAAAACAAAAGUCAUCGAAAGUUUGUGCUUCUGUGGUGAACCGACCGGUUAAUUGCAGCAAGGCCAAGUGUGGAGCCUCAUCACCACCUCCUACACCAAAACCAUCUCCUCCCAAAGCAUCACCACCACCACCAGUCCAUUCUCCACCACCGCCACCAGUCUAUUCUCCUCCCCCUCCUGUUCACUCCCCACCACCACCACCGCCACCAGUCCAUUCUCUACCGCCGCCACCAGUCUAUUCUCCUCCCCCUCCUGUUCACUCCCCACCACCACCAGUACAUUCCCUACCACCACCACCAUCACCACCAGUCCACUCUCCUCCACCGCCAGUACAUUCCCCACCACCACCACCACCACCAGCUCACUCACCUCCACCAUCGGUAUAUUCCCCUCCACCUCCAAUUCACUCUCCACCACCACCUCCACCUCCAGUAUACUCACCUCCACCACCAGUUCACUCUCCACCUCCACCACCACAAGCUUCGUCUCCUGCACCAUCUCCUAAUCCUUAUGAUAAUUCACCCAUUAUCAGGGAACGACCUCCACCUCCCCCAUCUCCCUCACCACCCCCACCUGUGAAAUCACCACCACCAGUCCACUCUCCUCCACCGCCAGUACAUUCCCCACCACCAUCACCACCACCAGCUCACUCACCUCCACCACCAGUAUAUUCCCCUCCACCACCGGUAUAUUCCCCUCCACCUCCAAUUCACUCUCCACCACCACCUCCACCUCCAGUAUACUCACCUCCACCACUAGUUCACUCUCCACCUCCACCACCACAAGCUUCGUCUCCUGCACCAUCUCCUGAUCCUUAUGAUAAUUCACCCAUUAUCAGGGAACGACCUCCACCUCCCCCAUCUCCUUCACCACCCCCACCUGUGAAAUCACCACCACCAGUCCACUCUCCUCCACCACCAGUUCAUUCCCCUCCACCUCCAGUCCACUCUCCUCCCCCACCAGUACAUUCCCCACCACCUCCAGUCCAUUCUCCUCCACCAGUACAUUCACCACCACCCCCAGUUCACUCACCACCACCACCAGUACAUUCCCCCCCGCCCCCAGUCCAUUCACCGCCGCCACCAGUAAAAUCACCACCACCCCCAGUUCACUCACCACCUCCCCCAACACACUCACCGCCACCACCAGUUUUCUCACCCCCACCACCAGAGUUGGUUCUUCCCCCAACGACCGGCUUUGAAUACAGUUCACCACCUCCACCUUUAUACCAAGGCUACAAUAAAUAGCUAGCACAACAUUAAUCUCCUUGCUUCAUUUUUUUUUUUUUUUCAAAUUCCAAAAAAAGAAGAAGAAGAGACUCUCUUUGCUAGUUUUAACAGUCUCACAUUAUACCCCCACUUUUGUUAGUUAAUAGCUUGAAAUUUGAUAUGAAUGAAGUUGUGAUGUGUUUCAAUUGCCUCCAUAAAUGACACCGUCGGCCAAAUGUAAAUCUGAUAACCAGAGAGAAUAUCGUUUGUAAUUAUUGCUCUGUAUUUGUUCUCUAAAUUUAUUUUUUGCUUGAAGUGUGAAUGUAGCUAUUGGUU